GCAGAAUCAAAUCCUACUAGGAUAUCGAUUAAGUUAAAUCCACAGUCCCCUUGACUAGCUUUCUUAUACAUGGAUUGUAUAACAGCUGCUAAUGUUUGUAGAGCAUACACAACUCUGAAAGGAUGUUCAUCAACUAAUGUAUCCACGCAAUGGCAGACCAAGGCAUUUAAAUUUUCUUUGCUUGCGUUUAAUUGUUCUGCAGUCAUGUGUAAAAUUUCACUUUCUAUAUGUGGAACCUAAACAUAUUAAAGUAAAAAUACAAAUAAUACACAAUACAAAUAGAUAAUUGAUGUUUAAAAAUCACUAAGUACAUGAUAGUGAUUCAUCUGUUUUUCCUUUGACAGUUUUUUCUUUUCUUGUCAACAAGAAAAUUUCAUAUACUAAGAUUUUUCAUUUUAUUUGGUUAUCUAAACAAUUUCUUCAUAUUUCAAAAUGCUACUGUUGACUCAUAAUUUUGAGUACUAAAAAUCUGUGUAUUAAUAGGAUAUAAACCAUUUGCCACCAUGAUUGGUAAAUUUGUUACCAAAAUAAUACAGUCAUUGCCUACAUGGGAAGUGACAAAAUAUUAUGGAAGAGUAUGUAUAUAUCAAUUUAAAUGUUUGAAAUACAAAGUACAGACAAGUGAAGCAUGGUUUAAUUUUAAGUGCAAAUUUAUGCCAGGCAGUUUUCGGAAUGAACUCGAAUGUGAAGAAAUUAUUGAGCCAAAGAAUAAAAAUAAUAGACUUAAACAAAAAGCAAAACGCAUGAAUUUAGAAACAGAGACUUCCAAAAAAAAGGAAUUUAAUAUAAAGAAGAAUGAUGAUCAAUGUUUAAAUUCUUAUACAACUGAACAAAAGUAUCAAGAAGAAUGUACAAAGAAGAAACAGGAAAAGAUGAAACAUGCUCGGUAAUGAAUGGCAUUGGUGG
Molecule: messenger RNA, 906 nt
Organism: Nomia melanderi (Alkali bee)
Lineage: Eukaryota; Metazoa; Arthropoda; Insecta; Hymenoptera; Halictidae
Source: RefSeq, a predicted model, not a curated record